AUGUAUUUCACCCAAGCCUUUUUGACCCUUCUGCCACUGCUUCUUGCAUCGCAGGUAGAAGCUCAAAGCUCCAUUCAAAACUUGACCCUUGGCUUUUCAGCCAACGAUGGAAAAGGAAACGUUACGUUCUCCACCAGUGAAGCGCCCUCGAGCGUCACUUGCUUCAAUCUCGCCGAAAUCUUUGCCAGCAAUGCCAGUACCGAGCAUUCAUAUGUCGUUGACAACACUCAAAACUUCAACCCACAGACCAACUACACGUCACUCUUCUACCAGCAGCUUAAUGGAAGCAUCAAUGGAGACACCAGCGGUGUUGGUACCGGCAAAGACGCUGCUCGAUCUGUUGAGGUCUUCCCCGGAGAGGAUUGUCGUGAGACAGAUGGCUUGUCAUGGUACGGAUUCAGCUGCCAAAAUGCCGACGGAGAGACUUAUACCGUCCCUGGUGGCGUUAAGAGUUUCUCGAUUGUGAGCAAAGCUGAGUCUGCCAAUCAAGGCCACUGCUGGAUCCUUGCAAAGCAGGGUGCAGCUUCGACAAGCUUCAAGGGUUGCUUUGCAGCAGUGAUCACUGCUGCAUUCUCAGGAUUGCUCUUGAUCAUGUGA
Aureobasidium musti is the source of this 597-nucleotide messenger RNA. Lineage: Eukaryota; Fungi; Ascomycota; Dothideomycetes; Dothideales; Saccotheciaceae. The record is from the annotation of a GenBank genome assembly.